Messenger RNA from Macrosteles quadrilineatus (aster leafhopper), 4012 nucleotides. RefSeq names its product vam6/Vps39-like protein (gene Vps39). The transcript is spliced from 25 exons. Gene Ontology annotation, biological process: autophagy; endosomal vesicle fusion; vesicle-mediated transport. NCBI's taxonomy places the organism in Eukaryota, Metazoa, Arthropoda, Insecta, Hemiptera, Cicadellidae. The record is from RefSeq and is a predicted model, not a curated record. Gene Ontology annotation, cellular component: membrane; cytoplasm. The coding region runs from base 165 to 3752 and encodes 1195 amino acids.
ACUGUUGAGGUUAUGUUUACACUGACUCAUCAAUAAUGAUUUGUAUAUCGCAAUAAUUUAUCGUAGUCUAACCAUAUUUACCCUAACUUGUUAUCUCUAUAAACCGACUUAGGAGUGACUUGAAGUUGGAGUUUUUAAAAUAGGCUAUCAUAUAGGCCUACAUCAUGCAUGAGGCUUUCGAAUCUGCCCAUCUUUUGAAACUUGCAACAACAGUGCAGAUUGAGUCUUUGGCUGCAUACGGUGAUAACCUAUUGGUUGGCACGAGGCAAGGGCAUCUGUUGAUGUACAAGGUGACAUCACGUUAUGGGGAUCCAAAACAUGACGUUCAGCUUCUGCGGUACAACAAAAACUUUAGUAAAAAACCAAUCCAGCAACUGGCAAUUAUACCGGAACAUGAAAUUCUCAUCAGAUUGUCAGAUAACAUAAUUUGUGUCCACGAUGUAUCCAAUAGAGAUUUUCCACCUAUAACUACAGUGCAGUCUACGAGGGGAGCGACACUUUUCACUUUGGAUGUUAAGCACUCAACUUCGCUAACUGGCGUUUCCUCAGUGACUGUGAGAAUGUGCGUUGCUGUCAAACGUAAACUUCUCUUCUUCUACUGGAAGCAUGGAGAGUUUCUUCCACUAAUGCAGGAUGACAAUGUCACAGUCAAAGACAUUCCUCGAGCACUGGUGUGGUGCAAUGAGACCAUCGUAGUGGGGUUCAAAGGAGAAUACUCAUUGGUUACUUUGCCAGACAAGACACAGAAGGACCUGUUCCCCACAGGCACCAAGCACCAGGAGCCCAGCAUCACCAAGGUGUCAGAUGACAUGUUUGUGUUAGGCAAGGACACCCAGGUCGUACUGAUGUACAAUACAUGUUACUCAUCUGACUGUUGUAGUUGCCAGACAAGACACAGAAGGACCUGUUCCCCACAGGCACCAAGCACCAGGAGCCCAGCAUCACCAAGGUGUCAGAUGACAUACAAGACACAGAAGGACCUGUUCCCCACAGGCACCAAGCACCAGGAGCCCAGCAUCACCAAGGUGUCAGAUGACAUGUUUGUGUUAGGCAAGGACACCCAGGUCUUGCCAGACAAGACACAGAAGGACCUGUUCCCCACAGGCACCAAGCACCAGGAGCCCAGCAUCACCAAGGUGUCAGAUGACAUGUUUGUGUUAGGCAAGGACACCCAGGGUUUGCCAGACAAGACACAGAAGGACCUGUUCCCCACAGGCACCAAGCACCAGGAGCCCAGCAUCACCAAGGUGUCAGAUGACAUGUUUGUGUUAGGCAAGGACACCCAGGGUUUGCCAGACAAGACACAGAAGGACCUGUUCCCCACAGGCACCAAGCACCAGGAGCCCAGCAUCACCAAGGUGUCAGAUGACAUGUUUGUGUUAGGCAAGGACACCCAGAGUUUGCCAGACAAGACACAGAAGGACCUGUUCCCCACAGGCACCAAGCACCAGGAGCCCAGCAUCACCAAGGUGUCAGAUGACAUGUUUGUGUUAGGCAAGGACACCCAGGGUUUGCCAGACAAGACACAGAAGGACCUGUUCCCCACAGGCACCAAGCACCAGGAGCCCAGCAUCACCAAGGUGUCAGAUGACAUGUUUGUGUUAGGCAAGGACACCCAAAGUUUGCCAGACAAGACACAGAAGGACCUGUUCCCCACAGGCACCAAGCACCAGGAGCCCAGCAUCACCAAGGUGUCAGAUGACAUGUUUGUGUUAGGCAAGGACACCCAAAGUUUGCCAGACAAGACACAGAAGGACCUGUUCCCCACAGGCACCAAGCACCAGGAGCCCAGCAUCACCAAGGUGUCAGAUGACAUGUUUGUGUUAGGCAAGGACACCCAAAGUGUGCUAAUGUACACUGCAGGUGAAGCUGUGUCUAAUUUGGCUGUCAAGUGGUCUGAGGUGCCAAUAGACUUGGUGUUUGACGAGCCAUACCUGCUCGCGCUGCUGCCGGAGAGUGUGGAAGUGCGGACAGUUGAACCUCACUUGCUGAUACAGUCGCUGCCGCUGAAGGCUCGGCUGGCCUGUCGGUGUCGUCAGGGCGUAGUCUACGCUGCGUCCACCGAGCACGUGUGGAUCGUACAAUCUCUACCUGUCAGUAAACAAAUUCAUAGAUUGUUGGAAGAGAAGCAGUUCCAACUUGCGGUCAAACUGACGAAUCUCUCUGAUGAUUUGCCUGAAGAGAAGGCUAAAAACAUCCACCAGAUAAAAACAUUGUACGCCUUUGAUCUGUUUCACAACAAGAAGUUCCUUGACUCGAUGAAGGAAUUCCUCAAACUAGAUACAGAUCCAUAUGAUGUCAUUAGACUGUUUCCAAUGUUGUUACCUCAGCAAGCGAGAGAUGAGCCUAAGUCUUCCGACAAGUCUUCGGUGAAACUGGAUGACAUGGACCUAGAGAAUGGCCUCUUAGCUCUUAUCCAGUACUUGACUGAGGUCCGGCGAAAAAUCCUAGACAAGAAGUCUGCAGAAAAGGGAUUUGAAUCAAAAUCCACCCAGCAACUGAUGCAGAUUAUUGACACCACUCUACUCAAAUGUUACUUGCAGACAAAUGACGCCCUGGUGGCUCCGUUGUUGAGGCGGAACUAUUGUCACUUGGAGGAGACGGAACACACCCUGCGGAAGCAUCAUAAGUACAGCGAGUUGAUCAUAUUGUACCAGACCAAGGGACUGCACCACAAGGCUCUGGAGUUGCUGCAGAAACAGGCCAAUCAGAGCGACAGCAGUCUGCGAGGCCAUGAGCGAACUGUGCAGUAUCUUCAAACACUAGGAGAGGAGCAUGUAAAACUGAUUUUCCAGUUUGCUGGGUGGGUUCUGGAGGCUCAUCCUGAAGAUGGCCUCAAGAUAUUCACUGAAGACACUCCUGAAGUUGAGCAUCUACCUCGUCCUCAGGUCCUCGAUUAUCUGCUGAGAACUCAGAAGUCUCUAGUCAUACCCUAUCUGGAGCACGUGGUACAUACAUGGAAGGACACCAACUCUAUAUUCCACAAUGUGCUGAUUCACCAGUACAAGGAGAGAGUGCAAGCUCUGCUGACACCGAACGCAACUCAGCAGGAGCAGCAAGCUGCUCAGCACAUCAAGGCUAAACUACUAGCCUUCCUAGACAAAUCUCAGCACUACAUUCCAGAGACUGUACUGGUUCAUUUCCCUUUUGAUUGUCUGUUUGAAGAGCGCGCCAUCAUUCUGGGCCGACUAGGCAGACAUGAACAGGCUCUGUCCAUCUAUGUUUCAGUUCUGUCGGACAUUCAGAGGGCCAAGGAAUACUGUGACAAAGUCUAUAAACAAGGAGGGUCUGGGGCUGACGAGGUUUACGUGUGGUUGAUGAGAUUGCUGAUCAGCCCCCCAGACAACUGGCUGGUCGGAGUCACCCCUGCCAACACUCCUCAACCUGACCUUGAAACUGCCCUCUCACUGCUUGAGGGCAACGCUGACCGCAUACCUCCUCUUAAGGCCCUGAAGGAGCUGCCGGAUUCAGUUCCUCUGAUCCGCAUCAAACACUUCCUAAUGGCCAGUCUUCAGAAGCAGAUCAAUGAACGUCGCAAGACUCAAGUACUCAAAGGGCUCUUGUACGCUGAACAUCUUCAGGUACAAGAGUUGCGUAUGCAGUACGAGUCACAAAGUGUGAUGAUGACAGAAACAAUGGUGUGCCCUGUAUGCAAAAAACGCUUUGGGAACCAAAGUGCGUUUGUACGUUAUCCUAACGGAGACAUUGUACAUUAUUCAUGCCAAGAAAGAAGGUCUGCACCCAACACAUAAAAGUUCUACUCCAGCCUUCUUAUAUAUAUAAUAAUGUUAAAGACUGUGAUUCAUAUAUUUAUAUUAGUAUUACAUACCGGUACAUAAGUUUUAGAUUUUAGAGCUUAGUUACCGCUCAUCUAUUCUUUUCUCCAGCCACAGCCACUUAUUAAAAAAAAGCAUGACUCUUUAGUUAUUAGGUCUACUUUUUAUUCUUCAUAUUACUGUAGACUAUUUUAUAGAUAAUAUUGUAAAUAAGAGUAUUAUAGAGUUAAUCAAUA